CUGCUUGGUUCCUGGACGGCACUGUGAAACCUGCACCUUUUGGUGUAUCUUCGAAAUGCUCCAGCUGCCAGAGCCUCUCUUUUGUUAUCACGCUGUGCAGAAGCGUUCUCUGAGCUUCGUUUUGCAGCUGUCAGCUUGCAAUGUUUCGUUGGUUUUUUAUAGGAGCUAUUUUUUGGUCUCGUCCUGUUUCUUGUGGAGCAGCCCCAGGACGUUGUGGGACCACCUUUUCCAAUAACACUUUCAUGCAACUAAUCAGUUGUUGAAUUGGCUGGUGAUUGUGUGCGGGUGGAAAAGGAGAGUGUGCCUAUCAAGCUCUUUGCUCACCAGUGCUCACUUUGUUCACUAAUGAUGCUAUGGAAGCCAGGGAACAGGGCAGAGAAGCGCUCGAUAGAUUCAGGAAGCAACAAGGAAAGUACCUGGCAAAGGAUCACUUCCCUUCUUGGUUCAGAGCACCCCAGAAGGGUUUGUUUUUUUUCAGAAACUUUUCUUCCAUUUUAGUUAGAGCUUCUUGCUCUUCCACACAGCUCUGAUGGAAGCAGUAAUCAAAACACUCUUUCACCUUGUGCAUCAUGCUUCAGCUUGGAUAUCUUGGUGCAGCACGAUUGAGUUAGUUUAUUCUGUUCUAUCACUGCACCUGACGUGUUCCUGUGUUAAUAGCUGUGGUGGAUAAAAGGAACAGAAAGUUGCUGCGCUGCUUCUUCUUGUUGGGGACAGCCCAUACUUGGAGAUCUGUGGUGCUCUUGAAAGUUUCUCCUCUUUCCUUUGCGAUGCUGGAGCAGCACAACAGGAAUACUGCAGGGCAAAAGCUGGUGUUUAGUGAUGCCAGUUGACUUUUGACCUUUUGAAAUAUAUUGAAAUAUCACACUGAUAAAGGUUAGCUGUUGCUGUGUUACAUUGAAUCUUGCUUUUAAUGCUUCUGCCAGACUGUGCAAGCCCCUUUAAUUUGUAUCUGCAAUGGCUGGACUCAAACACGUUAAAUGAAUAGACUACCACUGCGGAAACCGGGACUCAAGCAGCGAUCAAGAAAUGGAAGGAUGGGGCUGCUGGUAGCCUUAGUGCUGCAGAGUAGAGGUGCUCUAUGAAGUGACUGGCAAACAGGUGUCCUGACUGGCACUUUUCACCUUGGUGAUUUUUAGCUCAGAUUUGUGAACUUCAUAAGUAAGUCGGAGAGGGCUGUACCUUGUAUGCUUCUUAGAUGCUUUCCCAGGGCUUCUGUCAAAGCGUUGUCAGGAUUAUCUGCUGCUUCUGGUAAUAGGUAUUCUUCCUUAGAGUAAAGUUAUGCUCUUCUUGAAUUAAAACAAAUUUUGACUUCAUUAUGAACUUUGCUUAUGUUCUAGUGCCAGUCACAAACAGUUCUGGGGAGAACAGGGAAGAGGCAGAAGCAGCAACGUAUCUGAGCAAGAAGUUGUGACUUUUCUCUUCGAGCUCAGAACCAAGUACUGAAAAAAGGGGUUGUAGAUGAGCAAGCAAACUCUGCUGCUCUGAAGGAGCAACUGAAAUUGAAGGAUCAAUCACUGAGAAAACUGCAACAAGAAAUGGACAGCUUGACCUUUCGAAAUCAGCAACUUGCCAAGCGGGUGGAGUUACUUCAGGAUGAACUUGCAUUAAGUGAAGCCAGAGGGAAGAAGAACAAGAAAAGUGCAGAAUCUUCAUCUCAGUUGAGUCAAGAGCAGAAAAGCGUCUUCAAUGAAGAUCUUCAGAAAAAGAUAGAAGAGAAUGAACGAUUGCAUAUACUUUUCUUUGAAGCAGAUGAGCAGCACAAACGCUUAGAAGCAGAACUAAGAACUAGACUUGAAGUUUUGGAAACUGAUGCUGCCCAGCAUCAGGCUGUGGUGGACAGUUUAACAAGGAAAUACACCGAUACUAUAGAAAAGCUGCAGAAUGAUAAAGCUAAAUUGGAAAUCAAGUCUCAGACACUAGAAAGAGAAGCUAAGGACUGUAGGCUUCGAACCGAAGAAUGUCAGCAACAGUUAAAGAAUCUUCAAGCAGCUUUGGGCAGUAGACUGGAAGAAUCUCUAUGCAUAAUCAGUGAAAAAGUACCUUUUAAUGACACAAGAUCAAAUCGGUAUAAUGCUCUGAACAUACCAUUGCACAAUAGAAGAUAUCAGCUCAAGCUACGAGACCUUGCUGGCCAGGCACUAUCUUUUGUUCAAGAGCUUGUAACAGCUCUUCUGAACUUUCAUACGUACACUGAGCAGAAGGUCCAGAUCUUUCCCAUUGAUUCUGCAACAGACACUAUAUCACCAUUAAAUCAGAAGUUCUCACAGUAUCUUCAUGAAAAUGCUUUGUACGUUCGCCCUCUGGAGGAAGGAAUGCUUCACUUGUUUGAGAGUAUUACUGAAGAUACUGUGACAGUCCUGGAAACAGCUGUGAAAUUGAAGGCCUUCUCAGAACACUUAGCUUCAUACUUAUGCUUUUUAAGAAAGAUUCUUCCUUAUCAGUUAAAAAGUUUGGAAGAAGAGUGUGAGUCUUCUCUUUGCACAGCUGCUUUAAGAGCUAGAAAUAUGGAACUACACAGAGAUAUGAAGAGAUUGACUGCGGUCUUUGAGAAGUUACACACGUAUAUUAGUCUUCUUGCUUUACCAAGCACAAAACCAGAAGGACUACUUCGAACAAAUUACAACGCGGUGUUUACAAGCAUUGCAGCAAGUCUUCGUGGAUCUCAUGAGAUUUUAAAAGACAUUUCCAAGCACUACAGUCAGAAAGCUACGUUAGAACAAGAGGUUCCCACUGUCACGCAGAAACUCAUAACUACAAAUGACUGUAUUUUGUCCUCUGUUGUGUCUUUAACAAAUGGAAUGGGCAAGAUUGCCUCGUUCUUUAGCAACAACUUGGAUCAUUUCACUGCUUCGUUAAGCUAUGGCCCAAAAGGAGGAACAGAGUUCAUCAGCCCUCUUUCAGCUGAGUGUAUGCUGCAGUACAAGAAAAAGGCGGUUGCUUAUAUGAAGUCUUUGAAGAAGCCUUGUGCAGAUUCAGUGCCUUAUGAAGAGGCUUUAGCCAAUCGUAGAGUUCUUCUGAGUUCCACAGAAAGUAGAGAAGGUCUUGCACAACAGGUCCAGCAGAGUUUAGAGAAAAUUGCAAAACUUGAGCAAGAAAAAGAACACUGGAUGUUGGAGGCGCAACUAGCUAAAAUAAAACUAGAGAAAGAAAACCAAAAACUGAAGAACUCUCUUAGUGGAUAUUUAGCUGAAACUGUACAAGAACGUUCUGUUUUGCCAAAUGUAAUUGAACAAAAAGAGGAAACAACAGAAAAGAGUCAGAGGGAACCUAUUAAAAGUACUAGUCUGGUCGGGAUGUUGACUAUAACUACUGAUAAUGAGAAGGCUCCAGAUGUUGAGUCUCGGGAAGACUUGAUAAAAAAACACUAUAUGGCAAGGAUAGCAGAACUUACAUCUCAUCUACAGCUUGCUGACAGCAAAUCAGUACACUUUCAUGCUGAGUGUCGAGCACUUGCCAAAAGACUGUCUUUAGCGGAGAAGUCCAAGGAAUCACUCACGGAAGAAUUGAAACUAGCUAGUCAAAACAUCAGUAGAUUACAGGAUGAAUUGAUGACAACAAAGAGAAGCUAUGAGGAUCAGUUAAGUAUGAUGAGUGACCAUCUAUGCAGUAUGAACGAGACCUUAACUAAACAAAGGGAAGAAAUUGAUACACUAAAAAUGACUAGUAAGGGAAACUCUAAAAAGAACAAAAGUCGAUAGUUCCUGGCUCGUCAACUGUCUGUGGAGGCUGCUGCUGCACAGAAUGCAGAUACUGAACAUUCGUCGUCCAGUUCCUGUUUGUUACAGGAAGCAGGGGUGGUAUUUGAUCUAGAAAAAAAUGGGAUUGGUGCUGUAAAUGGCUUUAAAAUACUUAACAUUUCUAAAAGAACUUCAUGUUGUAUCUAAACCAGGACACGUACACUCUGUGGAUAAUUUAUAUAGUAAUUACCUUCAGUUUUUACUGUGCACUUUUUAAAACUGGGUUUUAAUUUCAUGUAAUAACUUUGGCUUUUGUAUAUUUUUUCAGAUAGAUUAUGCAUUAACAAAUUUGGUAUCAGUACAGUAGUUGUCUAUUCUUGAGUUACGUUAAACUGUCAACACCUGUACAUUCAGUUACUUGUUAAUAAGUUUAAAAUUUAUUUUUGAGAAUUUGGCCAUGCAAGCUGUGCAGCUACUGUAAAUGUAUUCCUGUUCUCAUCCCUUUUGAACUAAUUGGAAUUGUGGCUUUAAAUGAUUUCUAUAAAUUCACACAAACAAAUGGGAUCAUUCUUAAUUUAGAUUGCAAUAGUUGAAACUUUCUGCUUGUAUUUGGCACUUUGGGUUUUUUGAAAUAAAGAGCACAAAUAGCUGAACUGGGAUACUUCUGUGAAAUUGUUUUUAAGCCCUUAUUUAGGCAUUCUGUUUACAUGUAUAUGUACUGGUUGAAAUAGCUGUUUAAAGCUAGAGGACAAUGUGAUCGUAUAUUCCUUCACUCUUUUGGGGCAAAUUGUGUGUAGAAUAGAACAGCUUACUGUGCUCUCUUAUAGUAAAGAAUAUGAAAUACUUAGAAAAUUGAAACACUGAAUUUGGAAAAAGUCUUUCAUGGAAUUAAAUUCUGAUGGAUUAACUGAGGGAGAUGCACAUGGCUUUUUUUGUGUUUUGGGAAGUUUGUGAACUUUAGGCCGUUCCUAAUUUUUUUUCAGUGAGGUCCAAUACCACAAGUUUUCAUGGCAUUGACUUUUUUUUUUUUAAAACAGAUGCUGUGCUGCUCCACACUUUACACUGAUUUUCUGUUUCAUAAUAUGCAUUAUGGCACUUGUCCCAUAAGGGAUCACUCUGAUAUCAACUGUGUCGGUGUUAUUAAUAUGCAACAAUAAAAUCAACUAGAAGAAA
This is a messenger RNA of Anas platyrhynchos (mallard), 4850 nucleotides long. It is a transcript of the gene PPP1R21, whose product is annotated as protein phosphatase 1 regulatory subunit 21. The record is from RefSeq and is a predicted model, not a curated record. Gene Ontology annotation, cellular component: membrane; early endosome. NCBI's taxonomy places the organism in Eukaryota, Metazoa, Chordata, Aves, Anseriformes, Anatidae.